GCUCGGGUGACAUGGUUGCCGCUAUGAAAUGUCAUGUUACGGUUCAUCCCAUCGCCUGCUGCCUGCUGCAACUGACAGAACUCGUUCGCGGACCUGCAUAAGAGACCAAAAAAACCAGGUUAGCAGCACAGCAAAGGGUUCUCUCGUUGCUUUUCUUAGCCUCGGCGAAUCGAAGACAGUCUAGACGGAUGGGUUGUCAAAACAACGUGGACUCGGUAGCAGCCGGGGCUUGUUUGUUUAAGCUCUAGUCUUGGUGGCCGUGGCGGAGCUAGGCAGCACGACUUGUCCCCCCACAUACCAGGGAUCCGUUUGUUUGGGCCACCAUGUCGGGCGUUGUUGAGAUCAUCGGCGCGGUCGCCGCCGGCGUCCAGAUCACGGCCCAGAUCGUCCGCAUCUUCCGCACGGCCCGCAACGCCCUUCGCCAGGUUGAGCGCCUCCACCGCCUCCUCGAGGAGCUCGAGGGCAACCGGGAGCUGCUGAACGCGCUCUCCACAAAGGAAGGGGAGCGGAGCGCCAGGGCGAUUUAUGACCUGAUCAACAACUGCCGCGACCUGAUCGAGGAAAAGGCGGGCGCGAAGAUGGCCCCGAUAGACAAGGCGAGGAAUUUCUUCUGGCCUGCCGAGAACGAGGAGUACCUCCGUAAGCACAUUGACGAGAUACGGCAGGAGAUCAUCAGCCUGGGCAUCUGGCUCAACUUCGGAUUAGGCAAGGGGGCACAAAGCCUGGUGCCCGUCGCAGAUUUGAUUUCUGGGCCGCCACGGGGUCUGAAUGAUACACUUUUCAGCGACGGCACAACCAUUGUGUCCAGUCCAACUAUUGGCCUUGGGGUUGUGGCCUCUCCUCAAGCCUCAGUAGCCCCGUCGAGUCCAGUCGUGUCGGGAGGACGAGCGCCUAGGAGGUCGACGACUUACUCGGGACCCACCGACUUGCCUACUGUCCUCACUCUUCAGCGCAGCGACGGGAAGCAAUUCGUGGCCCCCAUGGCCUUGGACCGGCUCAGCAUCAUGGAGCGUGACGAGUCCAUCCGCACGAUCGAGUACGAAGCGACAGGGGGUUCGAAAACCGGCCCGCUCCGAAUCACCCACCGAAUACCCCGCGGCACCAUCCGGAUAGAGGACAACGACCUCAACGACCUGUGUGUCUGCUUCCUCGACGCCCAUGUCAUCACCAUCCAAAACUCCGAAGGAUACCGGAUCCACAGGAUCCAUGCCGAGUACAGCUUCCGGUCGGUCGAGUCUCGCGAGAGGUUUCUUUUAAAAGUCCGGGAGCGUGAGCUGCUGGGUCGGUUCACGGCCAAAUGCAUCCGCAAGGGAAACGGCCAGCAGAUCCUGGCCCAGUCCAAGGUGGUUCGACUGUGGCGGAAGCUGCAGGAAGAGGGACACGCAGGAGUCAGACGGAGAAUGACGCAUGUGACGGUCUCGUUUCUGGGGAGAGACGAGAAGCAGUACGAGGUGCCGCUGGCCGACUUUCACCGCCAGCCGCACCAACAAGGGAACGUAAUAACGCUUAUAAGCAAAGCAGACAGGGGCUCAGACGGCCUGCACCUGGAAUUCUACCCGGCUCCCAGGUCUCCGGUCCCAAGCAGAGAAAGACAAAAGUCGAGCUGGAGGCCGUUCGGCAGCAGCACAUCCCCGCCGAGUUCGCCCACCCUGACCACGCCUGCCCAGUCGGAUGCCGACCGGUUCAAGGCGGUCUUCAUGGAGAACCACCCUUCCACAGUGACCUGGACGCCGCUGCCGCCCAUCAACGUCGACGAGACCGACUCGCUGAGCAAAGAUGCCCACAUCCAGGUCUUCAGCGCCCCAAACUGGGGGGCUCUGAGCUCGAGCGCUAGCAGCACGGCCGCCACCGCCUCCUCGGGCUCGAGCAACAUCACCAGCUACACCAUUGCCUCUUCGCGCCACAACAAGGAUGUGGACGCUUACUCGACGUCGCCGGGCAGUCGAGGAUUUCUUGCCGAGUUUGAGAACGCGCUCGAGCUGCGCCUCGGUUCAGAGAAGCAAGAGUUGAGGAGAGCCUGUGAUAGUGAUCGGAGAUAA
Gaeumannomyces tritici R3-111a-1 is the source of this 2039-nucleotide messenger RNA. RefSeq lists its product as hypothetical. Bases 324 to 2039 code for a protein of 571 amino acids. NCBI's taxonomy places the organism in Eukaryota, Fungi, Ascomycota, Sordariomycetes, Magnaporthales, Magnaporthaceae. The record is from RefSeq and is a predicted model, not a curated record. The transcript is spliced from 4 exons.